GUCAUGAUAAUUACAAUGACAUUGUUUGUAGACAGUGCGAUUGUGCUGUUAUUUCGUUGAUUUUCGUACCUACUCAUUAUCUUUUUUAAAUUCAUUGAUGUAAUCUAAAAUAUUUAAGUAAAAAUAUCUAUAUACCUAGUCCUUGAUUUGUAUUAAAUUUAUUGUCUCAUACGGUCUAGUGUAUCAUCAUGCAAAGUGUAAUAAACACAGUCAAAGGGACUGCCCUAGGGGUGGCCGGAUAUUUGACGCCAGUUUUGAAGGAAUCAAAGUUUCAAGAAACUGGUGUACUAACACCCGAAGAAUUUGUAGCUGCUGGAGAUCACCUGGUGCAUCACUGCCCAACGUGGCAGUGGGCUAAGGGGGAGGAGGCUAAGGUCCGGCCAUACUUGCCGGCUGACAAGCAGUUCCUGAUCACUAGGAAUGUGCCCUGCUACAGGAGAUGCAAACAGAUUGAGUACUGUGAAGAUAAGGAGAAAGUUAUAGAGGCUGAACAUGACGAGGAUGGGGGAUGGGUGGACACACACCACUACGACACUGCUGGCUCGCCCACUUUAGAAGAAAAGGUUUGCGAGAUGACGCUCGAAGCAGCAGACACAGGCGACAGUGACAAUGAACGGGCAGCCAAUCCAGAGGAUGACAACGAUGAUGAUGAUGAUGAUGGCGAGGCGGAAGACAUGGAGCAGUUCCAGGAGUCAGGGUUGCUGGAUGAAGUGGAUCCAUCGACAGCGCUAGCGCCGCGGAAGGACCCGAAGCCGAAGGACCGCAAGCCGGCGGCGGACGGCGACGAGAUCGUGCGCACGCGCACCUACGACCUCCACAUCACCUAUGACAAGUACUACCAGACGCCGCGGCUCUGGCUCAUCGGCUACGAUGAGAGCCGCACGCUGCUGACGGUGGGCCAGAUGUACGAGGACGUGUCUCAGGACCACGCCAAGAAGACCGUGACGAUGGAGUCGCACCCGCACCUGUCCGGGCCCAGCAUGGCCUCCGUGCACCCCUGCAGGCACGCAGAAGUAAUGAAGAAGAUUAUCGAGACGGUGACAGAAAGCGGCGGCGAGAUGAGUGUCCAUUCGUAUCUGAUUGUAUUCCUCAAGUUCGUACAGACGGUCAUCCCCACCAUCGAGUACGAUUUCACGCAGAACUUCUCCAUCAACUAGUUGGGCAACUUGUUGGGAUUUAGUAAGAAUGGCGGAUUGCUGGCGAAUGGCUGUGAUGGAAAUGAUCGACGAUAGGAAUGCUCAUCAUAUGUGUUUUAUUUGUAAAAGGAAAAGCUUGCGCCUCGAAAGAAGUCCCGAAAAGGCGGCGCCACGGUCGCUGACAACAUCAAAGUUGCCGAUCGAUUAUUGACAGUUCCAGGCGGCGCCACGGUCGCUGGUAACAACAACGUGGCUGAUCUAUUAUUGGCAUUAGACUUCUUUUGCGGCGCGGAUUCGAACAUAAAAUUAUAAACUCAUGCAACUUUUGAUAGAUAAUAUUCGCUGAAUUGGUUCCACUCGAGUAAGGCUCGAAAAUGUAUUUUAAAUUGUAAUUAUAAUUUCAAACAUCUCAAAUAUUAUAAAUGCUAAGUACCUACAAUCUAAUAGAGAGAAGGCAAAUGGCCAACAAUCACUCUAUUAACAUGCUAAGAGUAUUUCGUGUGCCCUUAAGUAUGUGGGUAGCUAAGUCCCGUUUCUAUUCGUACUCAUAGUUAUAACCCUCAAAUUCUAAAACCUAUUAUGUUGUAAAGGAUUACUCUAAUGACAACUUCAUGCUGGCAGCAAAGCAAUUUAUUAAAAAAAGAUAACUUUUGAAAACAAUCUAAAAAAUUCAAUGUAUGUAAAAACCUGCGAAAUUUUAACAAGUGAAUAGUUAAUAUAUCGUUUGUAAAAUAUGAACAAAAGUGACUUCAUUUUAGUAUAAACUACAGCAAGAAUUUAUCCUUGAAAAUUCAAAAAUUCAUUCUUGCUCUUUUUCAUUCCUUGCCCCAGUCUAGCAUCAUUGAGUUGAUUAUUUAAUCCUGCAUUAAAUAAAAUAUAAUAUUCGCCAUACUACAUCUCACUUAGAACUUAUCAAUUUUGAUGAAAUUUCAACUCGAAGUAGGCUAUUUUAGGGUUCCAAUCUAUGCGUUAUGCACUUCGCAUCGCGAGCACAUGCGUUCGCUGCAAAUUUAUGAAUGCUUGCGUAAUGCAUUUUAUACGAAAAGCAUUUUGUAUUCAUUUGUAAAUUUUGUAUUAAAAUAUUAGAAAAGUGUACAUUUUAUUUCAGUGCUACAUUUUACUCUCUUAUAAAAAAAAUAUGUUUUAUAUGUUUUUUUAACUUACAUAAGGUUAGAUAUGUUUAAUACUGUUAUGUUGUUGCGUCAAUUAGUUCGCUGAAGAUCAAAUAGGUAUCGAACUGAAUAAUCCUAAAAACAAAAAAAAAUUACACACUGGAAUAAAAUCGAGUAAUAUUUAACUUUAGAACAAUCUGUGUAAUUGCGUGAACCGCUCACUAUUGGUCUCUGAAGUGUUAAUUUAUUGCCGUGUCGACAUUUAUUCUGACACAAAUAAAUUAAUAAAAGUACGAAAAAACUGUUUAGUACAACUUUUUUUAGAAAACAUUCCCGAAUGAAGUCAUAUGUUUGAUUUUUUACACCCACACUCCAUUGUAUUUCAAUUCAAUCGAACAUCAAAUCAUGACAAGGUUUUCCGAUAGCGGCGGGACUAAUCGUAGUGUUACCGACAGAAUAAUAGUUUUACAGAAACAUUUAGGUGAUUUUAAUUUUUAGGAUACAACUUUAAUUGCAAACUUUAAUUAACUUUAAUUAAACGCACUGUCCAAAAUAAUAUGUAAAAAUUGUAUGUUAUUUAUUCGCAUUGCGAUGUGAUUCCUAAUUGUUUCAAAAAACUGACAUUUUGUCUAUUAUUAAAAAAUGUACUGUGUUUUCAAUUCUUUAAGAGUCGAUAUGACUAAUCGCAACUAUGUAAGUACAUUGAUUUGGAAAAAGCAUGGAAAAAUUUUAAUUUCACCACAUAACUUAUGUACAUAAUGAAGUGGCUAUGUUUACCAUUCACUUAUUCAUCAAACCCAUUUAUUUUGAAAUUCUAAAAUACCCAUACGGAGCCAAUGUCAGUAUGGCAAAAUUCUGUAAAAUUGGAAAAUCUUUCGAAAGAUUUUUUUUUACAUUCUAACCGCCGGGAAGAAAAGACCUAGCGCUGAAAGAUACAGUAGUGUGGGUGUUUCUUGCCAUAGGAUCGUGUGACCAAUAGUCAUUGGUGAUAUUAAUGUCGAUGUUUAGUAUCGUAAACUUAGAUAUUUGUACAAUAUUACUCAAGCUAUAUGUGUAUGUUCAUAUUAUGCGUUUUGUGUAUAGUUAUUUUUCUUAUAAAGAUAUUUUGCUAUAAAUAUAUGUUUUAUUUUCACAAUGCAAAA
Plodia interpunctella (Indianmeal moth) is the source of this 3390-nucleotide messenger RNA. RefSeq names its product Autophagy-related 3 (gene Atg3). Bases 189 to 1157 code for a protein of 322 amino acids. Gene Ontology annotation, cellular component: cytosol; phagophore assembly site. Lineage: Eukaryota; Metazoa; Arthropoda; Insecta; Lepidoptera; Pyralidae. Gene Ontology annotation, biological process: nucleophagy; autophagosome assembly; autophagy of mitochondrion. The record is from RefSeq and is a predicted model, not a curated record. Gene Ontology annotation, molecular function: Atg8-family ligase activity. The transcript has 7 exons.